Messenger RNA from Agrilus planipennis (emerald ash borer), 1492 nucleotides. RefSeq names its product probable phosphoserine aminotransferase. Gene Ontology annotation, molecular function: pyridoxal phosphate binding; O-phospho-L-serine:2-oxoglutarate transaminase activity. Gene Ontology annotation, cellular component: cytoplasm. The transcript is spliced from 7 exons. Gene Ontology annotation, biological process: L-serine biosynthetic process. Lineage: Eukaryota; Metazoa; Arthropoda; Insecta; Coleoptera; Buprestidae. Bases 222 to 1334 code for a protein of 370 amino acids. The record is from RefSeq and is a predicted model, not a curated record.
AUGUAAUAUCACGAGAACAUGUGUUCGAAAACAUAAACAACCAUUCUACUUUAUAAAUUAUAAUAUUUGGCCGUUGACAUUACCUCAAACAGUUCGAGCAAGUUCUCGACGAGCAACAGACCUGCUAAGUAACAGUAAUUAAAGUGAUUGCAGUGUUUUAAAUUAAUAGUGCCUUCUCGUAAUCGAAAGUAUACCACUGUAUUUUAUUAAACGUUAAGAAGAUGUCUUCCAAUAUCAAUUACAACAAAAGGGUUCUUAAUUUUGGAGCCGGACCUGCUAAGUUGCCUUUGGAAGUAAGUUUGACCGAUUUAUUUUUUGAAUUUUUCGUAUUAAGGAUUAUUCGUAAACCCCAAACUUUAAGAAACUUUUUUGACAACGUNUUAAAAAUGUUAAUUAUUAUUUAUUUAUUUUAUUUCAGAUAUGUGCCAGACAAUUACAAAAUAUUACUGAUGCAAGGGGGUGGCACAGGGGCUUUUGCAUCAGUAGCACUCAAUUUAAUGGGCAGAAGUGGUAAAGCUGAUUAUCUAGUGACAGGCAUUUGGUCUGGGAAAGCGUCGAAAGAAGCAGCAAAGUUUGGUAAAGUCAAUCUGGUGGCCCCCAAAUCAACAAAGCCCGGCACUGCCCCGCACCCCUCCACAUGGAAAUUGGACCCAGAAGCCUCCUACUUUUAUUAUUGCCAUAACGAAACUGUCGAUGGAAUUACCAUCCAAAAUAUUCGCCAAACUGGUAACGUACCCAUUGUAUGUGACAUGUCCUCCAGUCUUAUGACCCAAAGGGUGGACAUUUCUAAGUAUGGCAUCAUAUUCGGUGGCACCCAAAAGAACCUAGGACCCUCAGGAGUAACCAUUGUAAUUGUUAGGGAAGAUCUUAUGGGAAACCCCCUUCCAUGCUGCCCCACCAUACUCGACUAUGGCCACGUCAGCGACAUGAAUUCUAUUCACAAUACACCAACCACCUUCUCGGUUUAUGUAAUGGAGAAGGUUUUACAGUGGGUCAAGAAGAACGGAGGGGUUGAAGAGAUGGAAAGAAGAGCCAUCGCAAAAAGUCAACUUUUGUACAACACAAUUCACAACUCGAACAAAUUCUAUUCGAGUCCUGUGGACGAGGAAAUUCGUAGCAGAAUAAAUAUACCCUUCAGGGUUGGAGGACCCAACGGGGACGAAAAGUUAGAAAAAUUAUUUUUACAAGGUGCCGAAAAGCUUGAGAUGUACCAAUUGAAAGGACACAGAUUGGUCGGUGGCAUGAGAGCAUCCCUUUAUAACGCAGUUACGUACGAAGAAGUAGAAUUAUUAGUAAACUAUAUGAAUGCAUUUCAAAAACAACACUCGUUAUAGAUAAUUUGACAAAACUAAACUCGACUGAACCUAUAUUAAAACUGGUUAAAUGAUAAUUAUCUUAAAUUUAAUCGUAUGACUGUGAUAUAAUUGAUAUUGUGGUCAUAAAAAUGUAUUUUUUACUUUUCUUCCGAUAUAAUACAAAAGAACAAACAAGA